Mya arenaria is the source of this 2776-nucleotide messenger RNA. RefSeq names its product tumor necrosis factor receptor superfamily member 5-like. The transcript has 6 exons. The record is from RefSeq and is a predicted model, not a curated record. The coding region runs from base 220 to 1014 and encodes 264 amino acids. Gene Ontology annotation, molecular function: protein binding. Lineage: Eukaryota; Metazoa; Mollusca; Bivalvia; Myida; Myidae.
UAUUCAAUAGCACGACAUGUAACAGUAUCCUCAAAACUAUUAAAUGUAAACAACCCGGAAGAAUGGCACGUAUAUUGCGCAGUUAUCAAAGGUUUUUGUGGGCGACAAAACGCAUUUAGGACAUUUUUCGUCUUUUACUGUGUUCAUCGACACGGAUACCGGUACCAUCGUGGAAAUCUUGUGUUAUUUCAUCAGAUAUCGGAACUCUACUUUACCAAAAUGGGAUGUAAGAUGCAUGUGGCUUGUGUGUUUGUGCUGGCUGUAUCCACAACAGAUAUCCUAGCACAGUUUAAUGACACUCAUUAUCCAGUAGAAUUUAGCAGUGAAACCAUCCAUUGUAAAUUGUGUCGUCCUGGCACUUUCUGGAUUAAGCAUUGUAGUCAUGACGGUGGCAACUCACAAUGUCAGGACUGUCCAGAUGGAAGGUUUAUAAAGCACUAUAAUCGAGAGCUUUAUUGUGGAAGGUGUACUGAAUGUACAGAAAAUGAUCGAACAACGGGUGAAGUGGCUGAGGCGUGUACGCGGUUUCACGACACGAUAUGUGAGUGUAAACCAGGGUACUGGAGAGAAGAAAGUGUCGGAGAUUGCCAAAAAGUGUCACAGUGUGAGACCGGAUAUGGCGUGAACAAAAUGGCGAACAGUCACACUGAUACAACAUGCGAGAGAUGUGUUUAUGGGAAGACCUUCUCCAACAUCAGUUCCGAGGUGACGCCGUGUCAGGACUGUUCAGUUUGUCCUGAGGGAUGGGUGCAGAAAUUUUCAUGUCACGAAACUGAAGACACUGUGUGCAUUCCAAAAGAUGAAGCAGACGACAACAGCGUUGUUUUUAUUGUGGAAGUGACAUGUGGUGGCAUACUGGCGAUAUUAGUGAUCACCAUUGUCUUCUGUCGGGGGAGAAAAAUUAUUGAAAAUAUACGGCGUCGAUACAAGCAUGGUGGAGGAGAACAAACCAAUCUUCUACAUCUAUACUGUAAUGACCCGUUGAUAUGCAAAAAUAGAUCCGGACAACAGUAAAAGAGCGCCUUGACUUAUCGAAGAGUACUGCAGACAAUUUGGUGCAAUUGUAAUGUCAAAGCAUAUUUUACGAGGUGAACAUUUAUUUGGCCGUCCGGGCAUAAUUAUUAAGAACUUGGUAGUGUUGAGCACGAAAUGCCGAUACACCCGACAGCAUGAGCUAACUUCUUAUAUACCAAUUAGUGAACAAGACGAAUUUUGAUGCAAGACAUCCAAGACGCGGCUGAAUAUGUUUAAGCGUUAAUUUAUAUAUAUAUAUAUAUAUAUUUGUUAUCAUAAUGACAGUAAACAUACGUUUAAUUAUUCUAACAAUUGUUAACAUUCCGAAUUAACACGGACAUAGCCGAACUAUGACGGUUUAAUCAACUUUCUAGAACCGUAGUUACUCGGUCGUCUCCGGCAUGCGUGAAUUAUUUAGACUGGUACCUUGCAUUAUCCCCGAUAAAAUUAUUGGUGUCGGGUCGAUUCGGCCGAGAUAUCAUUUCGGCCUGAUCCUUUAAGGCCUACUUUUAUUCAUUAAUCUUUGUUUUAAAUCGUGUGAAUUACGCUUUGAUCUCUCAUUUUAUGUCAGCUAAAUUUAAAUUGUGUUUAUUUCGUUAUUGCGACUUAUAUUUGUUAGUAAAAUCGUGUGAAUUAAGCUUUGUACUUCCAUUUUAUAUCACUUAAAUUUAAAAUGCCCCUUCACUUGUAGAGAGUGCAUUAAUAAGGGUUGCUACCGUUAUUACUAAUGCUUUUAUUAUCAUUAUUUACACAUUCCUUUCUGAUAACGAUAUCGCGAUAGGUUGAGGACCGUCAGUAAAAUUUCAUUAUUUCAAUACUUGCAAAUCAAUUUAAGAUGCUUGCCUUAAAAUAUUUAUUCCAUUUCUUAUAAUUUGAAUGAUAAUUUGUUACAAAUAAAUUUAGAUUUAAAUAUUGGUAUAGGUACAUCUAUUAUCUUAUUUUUUUAUUUCUUUAAAGAAGGUAAACUAAUUGUACGUUUUUGUUGAUUGAUGUGCUUGUACACUUGUCUGCAUGUAUAUUGAUGUGCGGCGUUGUUAUUUUUCGCCAGCUAGUACUCAUAUUUGCUGUGAUAGCAUAUAUAUAUGUAUUGUUUUCUUUCUUUCUUUGUUUGCUUUUUGACUUUGAUAUAUAGUUUGUAAUGGUGAAGUCAUGAAUAUUUUAACAAACGCUGUUUGAAAAGUUGUAAUUUAUUUGCUUAAUAAGAUAAUUCAUUUCUUAUUUUUGUUGUAUACUUUUUUGUAAUAAAUCUAACUGUUUUUGAAGAAAAAAAACAGUUAUUAGAAUUGUCAUAGCAUGUGUCGUCAUUGGGAUGCGCAGAAUAUAAUCUGGUCAUAACCGUUUAAGAUAUUUAAAUGACACUUGGUACACAUGUUUCCAGUGGCAACACUAAUGUAUAACAAUGCCAGUUGGUCUUGCUGUAAAAGACCCAGUUGCAGAAGAAAAAUAAAAAUAAAAUUACGUUACAUUAAUUAAUUAUUUUCUGUAUGUCCAAGUAACAUAUACAACAAGCAGAAAUUCAAUUUAUAUUUAUCUUUAAAUAACUGCUCCAAACUUUAUCAAAAAUCAAGUCAAAUAAAACACCCCAAACUGUUAUCAUUAAACAAUGUCUUUAUGUUAAUAAACCAACUUGAAAACAAGUUUUUCAAUGCUGUGAACAAAUAUUUAUCAUGAAACUGUAACAUAUUAUUGUCUCGUAAAUAUUUUGUUGAUUUAUGUUGUGACAAAUGUGCGGUUAGGCAAAUAAAUAUAAGCUCCCAGUAGA